Eimeria mitis is the source of this 1038-nucleotide messenger RNA. RefSeq lists its product as uncharacterized. The coding region runs from base 1 to 1038 and encodes 345 amino acids. The record is from RefSeq and is a predicted model, not a curated record. The transcript is spliced from 3 exons. Lineage: Eukaryota; Apicomplexa; Conoidasida; Eucoccidiorida; Eimeriidae.
AUGCGCCUGCGGCUCGAGUCGGCUGCGGCAUGGGCCCCAAGCUGCUGCGAACAGCAGCAGCAGCAGCAGCAGCCACAGCAGCAGCAACAGCAACAGCUGCAGCAGCAGCAGCAGCAGCAGCUUGUAGAGCAGCAGCAAAUCUGUUUUCGUGUUGGGCUCAGAGCAGCGAGAAGAACGGCCCCACAGCAGCAGCAGCAGCAGCAGCAGCAGCAGCAGCAACAGCAGCAGCAGCAGCAGCAGCAGCAGCAGUGGCAGCCUUGCUGCUGUAGUCCGAUGGUUUUGAAGGGUUCAUCAGGGAUGCUGCAGCAGCAGCAGCGGCUGCUGCUGCUGCUGCUGCUGCUGCUCUGCUGCUGCUGCUGCAGGCAGACUGCAUGCACGUCACUGCAGCAGCCUGGGGGCCUCACCCCCUACCCCAUGGCACUGCAGCAGCAGCAGCAGCAGCAACAGCAGCAGCAGCAGCAGCAGCAGCAGGUAGCUGCAGCACAGCUGCCAGCAGCUUUUGCUGCUCCGAGGGUGGGGGGGUCCUUCUUGCUGCAGCAGCAGAGGAGCUUCCCUUACCCAGCCUCACAGCAGCAGCAGCAGCAGCAGCAGCAGCAGCAGCGGCAGGUGCUGUCGCUGUUAUCGCAGCAGCAGCAGCAGCAGCAGCAGCAAGCUGCUGCUGCAACAACUCGGCUGCUGUACCAAAUCCGCCUGAAAUCCCCUGAAGGUGCGCGCCUCACCCCCUACCCCAUGGCACUGCAGCAGCAGCAGCAGCAGCAACAGCAGCAGCAGCAGCAGCAGGUAGCUGCAGCACAGCUGCCAGCAGCUUUUGCUGCUCCGAGGGGGGGAAGGUCCUUCUUGCUGCAGCAGCAGAGGAGCUUCUCUUACCCAGCCUCACAGCAGCAGCAGCAGCAGCAGCAGCAGCAGCGGCAGGUGCUGUCACUGUUAUCGCAGCAGCAGCAGCAGCAGCAGCAGCAGCAAGCUGCUGCUGCAACAACCCGGCUGCUGUACCAAAUCCGCCUGAAAUCCCCUGAAGGUGCGGUUGCUGCUGCAGCAUAA